Molecule: messenger RNA, 2389 nt
Organism: Talaromyces proteolyticus
Lineage: Eukaryota; Fungi; Ascomycota; Eurotiomycetes; Eurotiales; Trichocomaceae
Product: H+/nucleoside cotransporter
Exons: 3
Coding region: 497-2389 (630 amino acids)
Biological process (GO): nucleoside transmembrane transport
Cellular component (GO): membrane
Molecular function (GO): nucleoside transmembrane transporter activity; symporter activity
Source: RefSeq, a predicted model, not a curated record
GGGAACGGUCUCGUGCGCAGCGUCGCAUUUGCACUUGCACUUGCAGUUGCGGCGCUGUUGUUUGAUAAAGGAUUCUCCGUCUCACGGUCUCACUACUAAUUAUUAGUCCACCGCUUGAGGGAGAGACAGACAGGCCAAGUGAUAGGCGUCCUGUGCGACAUCACGAUUCUGCUUGGCAAGCAAACACUGUGCACUUAUUGGCCAGUCUAUUUUCUGCGCGGCCCUCUUAUCAGCGGAAACCUGUCCCACUUGGUCCGAAUUGUUUCUCCUUCUAGACCAAUAUUCGUCGUUCGGUGCACUUGCUGCUUCAAGCAAGCUUUUCUGGGGUCGCAUCAGGAUUUUCGACGUAGGACUGGCUGCCUCCGUGCGUUUGACAGCCUGUACUUAUUAAAGGGCGAGUUCCUGCUCGGCUGGCCGCGAGGUGUGGACUUCUCCAGCGAUGGUGGAUCUGUCCUACUAAGACCUUUUUUUCAACACUGGUCAAUCGUGCUCAACCAUGACUGUCGCAGAGAAUGAUCACCCGGCUGCGACCGGAGAGAACCAGCAUGACGCUGUGCGAGAUCCGGCUCUCAAUCCGGCUAAUGAGCACCACCACGCGCAUCAUCACCACACGGCCUUUGCCGAGAAAGGUCGUGAGGAUGAGGUCGUCUACAGUCUUGGCACGACGGCUGAGAAAUCCAUCAUCCCCGACCCAAGUCCGCUCGACCACUCUUACCCUGACAACAAGAACACCGACGUGAGCGACCUCGAGGAUUUGGGUGAAGGCCGUGCCAAACGACCAUGGCAACGGCGGAUGAUCAAGCAAUGGCGCCAUGUGUUGCAUGCUGUGAUUUGGCUUUUGUUUACUGGCGGCUCAUAUACUGGCAGCUGGUGGAUUGCAGGCCUCAUCCUUCAUCGUUACGAUAUUGGCUGGUUAAUUCCGUUUCUACUGUACCUCGCCAUAACACUCCGUAUUCUGUUUUUCUACGUGCCGAUUACAAUUGUCACCGUGCCAAUGCGCUGGACAUGGGACCACACCGCAACACCACUUGUUCCUCUGAUUCCUAAAAAAUUGAGAUACCCUAGUGCCGGUCUACUGGUUGUUGCUGUGAUUCUUGUGGGCUCAUUUGCCUCGCCCGAAACACCACAAAAUACCCGAGUCGACCGUGUUGUCAGUCUUGUUGGCCUGGGACUGCUCAUAUUCACGUUGUGGAUAACCUCGAGAGACCGCAAGAAGAUCAAUUGGCAAGCAGUGAUCGUUGGAAUGCUGGUACAGUUCAUUGUGGCCUUGUUCGUUCUUCGCACGAAGGCUGGAUACGACAUUUUCAAUUUCAUUUCCGGCCUGGCCACCGAUUUGUUAGGAUUUGCCACCCAGGGCGUGGAAUUCCUGACGGCUACUCCCCUUCCUGAUCUGAUCAAGAACUGGUUUCUGGUCACUGUCAUUCCAGCCAUCAUCUUCUUCGUCUCGCUUGUACAACUGCUCUAUCACUUUGGUAUCUUGCAAUGGUUCAUUGGCAAAUUCGCCGUCUUCUUCUUCUGGGCCAUGCAUGUUUCCGGUGCUGAAGCUGUCGUCGCUGCUGCUUCUCCAUUUAUCGGUCAGGGAGAGUCGGCCAUGUUAAUUCGUCCGUUCGUAGCUCAUUUGACCGAAGCAGAGCUUCACCAGGUCAUGUGUUCUGGAUUUGCAACCAUUGCGGGUAGUGUGUUGAUUGCUUACAUCAAAAUGGGUGUGAACCCUCAAGCACUGGUCUCAUCCUGUGUCAUGAGUAUCCCUGCAUCUCUCGCCGUAUCCAAAAUGCGUUGGCCAGAAACCGAGGAAACGCUGACAUCCGGCCGUGUCGUUGUUCCCGACGACGACGAACACCGUGCCGCUAACGCACUCGAAGCUUUUGCAAAUGGUGCCUGGCUAGGCUUGAAAAUCGCAGGAAUGAUUGGCGCCACUCUUCUUUGCAUUAUUUCGUUGAUUGGCCUAGUGAAUGGCCUACUUACAUGGUGGGGUCAUUAUCUCAACAUCAAUGGGGAUGGCCUUACUUUGCAAAUGAUCCUGGGAUAUAUCUGCUACCCAAUUGCAUUCUUCCUUGGUGUUUCGCGCGAGGGCGAUGACAUUUACCGUGUUGCCCAGCUUAUUGGGUUGAAAAUUAUUUCGAACGAAUUCGUCGCCUACCACGCUCUUGUAACCGAGCCCGACUACGCUAAUCUCACUUCUCGCUCUCGUCUCAUUGUCACAUACGCUCUUUGCGGGUUUGCCAACAUUGGCUCUCUGGGUAACCAGAUCGGCGUGCUUGCUCAAAUCGCACCGGGGCGCAGCGGUGACAUUUCCCGUGUGGCGCUUUCUGCGCUGAUAACCGGUGCACUUAGCACUUUUACUAGUGCCAGUAUCGCUGGAUUGGUUAUCAUUGAUGAGUCCAUGUAG